Dermacentor albipictus is the source of this 10435-nucleotide messenger RNA. RefSeq lists its product as uncharacterized. The record is from RefSeq and is a predicted model, not a curated record. Lineage: Eukaryota; Metazoa; Arthropoda; Arachnida; Ixodida; Ixodidae. Gene Ontology annotation, molecular function: 3',5'-cyclic-AMP phosphodiesterase activity.
AGGCGCAACCGGAACCACCGGGCGGAACGUCACAUCCGGUUUGCCUCCGCAGCGCCCUCCCGCGCGCGUGCGGGACGGAGGGAGGAGCGACGCCCGCUCGCUUCGGCUCGCCGACGGUAGCCGCCGGAGCAGAGCGUCAAAAAUCGGCCUGGCCUCUCGGUGGCCUGCUGGCUGCUGCGUUGCGUGUGUUGUGUGUUGUGCUGGUGGCGGGGUGCUGGCGCGCGCGCGCGCGCUAGGAAGUCGCCUGUGCGCGUUUGGCUUCUCGAAGGGUGCCGUGCGGGUGGCCGCGAUCUUCCCGCGGGCGGCGGCGGUGCGGUUAUUUUGUGUGUGUGCCCACAGCGUGCGCCGCCGAAAACCGAUGUGUGCGUGUGGCCCGGAAUGCGGAAUCCCAGCGGCUGCGUCGAUGCCCUGCUGCUGACUUCCUCGGCGGCGGCGGGAUCGAGCCAGUGAGGAGAGCGAUCGAGAGAUUUCUCGUCUACGGUCCCCGACCGGGGGGCUCCUGCGACGAGCGUUCGUAGCGAAGAGCUCAGAACUGCCGGUACCAGCUGCGACCGGCGAGACUCGGCAGUGAUCGAGGCAUCUGGAAAGAGGGAGCGGCGAAUUUGCACAAGGGGUCUGCGGAGAGGAAAUAAAAGAAAAAAAGGUGCUGACGUCACGCCUCCACCAUAUACGCGAAAGUGGCCGCCGCUCAGGGAGUUGUCCAGCGUCCACCACUGGCUCCGGUCUUCGGAUUAAAUCGGCGUCCCCCGACAUGCCACCGCGACGGAUUGGGCUUAGCGGAGCCUUGAGUCGUGGAACCGGAAGCCAUGAGCGAGCGCGCGGCUGGAGACAGUCCUGAGGAAGGCCACUUCCUCCUCUUCCUCGGGCGCCGGCCCGUCCUUCCUAUGGUUCAACAACACCAGCACUCUUGCGCUGCACUGACCUUCUAGCCUACGUCACUAAAGCACGUCACUUCCGCCAGCCGUGUCCCGUCGGUUCUUCGUUUCCCGGACCAACCGUUGCCGUGGAAUCACUUCUGUCGUCUGGUCGUCUUGUGGUUCGUUGCCGAAAUCGUUUAAGAACCCCAUCCCUUCGUCGGGUCGCAAUUUUUACCUACGGUGUGUGUGUGUGUGCGUGUGUGCGUGACAUCAUCGCUGAGGCGCGCACGUGACCCUGAACGUCCUGACAGCGUCAUUGUCACGUGACCAACCAAGCCCAUUUAUUGCCUGUCGUCUGCAGCCCCUGUUCGUUGGUGUUCGUCAUCGAGUUGUCACAGUCCGCGAACGCGUCGUCUGCAACUUUGCCGGAUCCUCGUUGAAGUCGCCGCUCAACUUUACCUACCGAGUGUAUCGCACGCACUUCUGCUGUUCUGUCCAUCUACGUCACGUGUCUUGGCUGUGACGUUGUGCGAAAAGAAAAGCGCACUCAUCGUGUUCACCUACGAACAGCCCUUUGUCGCUCUUUCAUCGCAUCAAGACUGCUGCGUCGCUCAAUGGCAAUACUGGAAACGUUUUUGCGAAUCAAAUAUUGUUGUCUUACAAUUGCGCCGUGAAGGUGUAAGCUCUCACUUUAGAGCGAGCACAGACUUUCAAGGCCUAAAGAUCAUCUCGUCUGUCGAUAGUCGUUGAGCAUCACCUUCGAGUGUCUCCUAAACGCUCUAGCGUCAUCGAGAUUUUAAUACGUAACCGAGCUCUGUUGUGUCACUUGUCCGUCUUGUCAAUAACACAUCGUAGAACUGUUGUCUCCUAGCAUUGACGUCAUUUCUAUGCUAGUCCGCUGUGAGAAACACGGAACACAUAUUUGAGUGCUCUUGUCGCGAGUAGGCCAGUUGUCAGUGUUUGCGGAGUGAAUCGAAGUGCAGUUUUCCUGGACCAUUUUUUUCUUUCACUUAUUUAUAUGUUUAGAAUAACGCAUUUAUCGUGCGUUUAAACACCCGCACCAACAUCUCCAUCGUCUUCGACUGAAACAAUCGCCGUGGGUCAAGUCUCUGCGUCAUUGCCGGCGACUUGAAGUUGACCUUGAGUGUGGCAGUAUCUCUGAACUUGUUCCCAAGCACUGUCGAACGCAUCCUGAAGGCUCAACUUACACACCACGCACCUUGAACAGAAGAACCCCGGAGCACAUUUCAGACGACUCACCUGUGACUGACGAAACCUUUGCGUUUAUCCAUAGCCAAACAACACUUGAUCUAUACGAAAUACUUUCCUCGGUGUCGUCUGCUAAAGAGUUUCCCGGGUGUCGUCUGCUAAUAGUUAUCCGCGAAACAUCCAGUGUGUCGGAACUCGCCUGAGAACACUUCAAAGUGAACGCGCUACCAGAAGUGCGCAUAUUACAAGGUUGUGAACAAAACUGAGAGACCGCGGGUGACGUAACCUCCUCGCAGUGGUCUUCGAGACACUACUCGCAUCGCUACGUACUUCGUCGUACCUGUCUAUAGUUCUUGUCGCGUUAAGAUUCCGCUCACUUAAGCGAAUUCAGCGUAAGAAAGCGGAAACUCAGGUUGAUCAUUUCGAGCGGGCUCUUACACCUCUUGGCUUCGACUGCAAGCCGUGAUAAUCAUCGAAACAAUUUCUUUUCCUUGCCGAGAAACCUGGGGGACGAAGUGUCGUCAGCACAAAUGAAAAUCCGCACCCCGAGAAAGAAGACGCUCCUAUUUGGAAGAGCGCGAAUCGAGAUUCGCAAUUUCCUCGACCAGAAGAACGCUUGGGCCAAGCUUCUAGUACGUCACAACUAAGAGAAGUUCUUACAUUAAGCAAGCAACCUCAGCCAGGUCUCAACGCGCGAUUCUGAGCGUCGGUCGUCUUUAAAAGCAGACUCGUCGGAAAAAUCGACCCAAACGUCGAGUUAGCCGAGUCCGCACCUCGACUUCGCAGAGCGUUUCGACUGCAGGUCAGAAUAGGCAGACAAACAACAACAACAACAACAACAACAACAACAACAACAACAACAACAACAACAACAACAACAACAACAACAACAACAACAACAACAACAACGUGUUCCUGACGCUCAAGCCUCCUCGAACUGUCGCGUCGAAUCGACCCGAAGGAGUCGUCCUACGAAGCGAUCGGUAGUCGAUGCGCUGGACUCUGUCUCACCGUGCACUGUGACCCCUUCUGUCGAUCUCCUCAUCCACCCCCAUCAGUGACGUGCCACGGAGCCGCGCCGCCUUCGGAACUACGCCGGAGUGUCGUGUCGAAUCAGUGCUCCCACUCGCAUCCUAGCGCAUCGUCGCCGGCGGCGGCAUGAUUCCCUACUCGACAUGCAUGCGAUUCGCGUCCCGGGACCGUCGCUCACGCAACGCUACGCAGUGGACCGUCUGCAGGAGCCAGAUCGGGCAGCCGGGAUCCACAGUGGUACUCGAGACCGACGAUCACGGCGUGGUCCACGUGAAAGUUGUCGAAUGCAGCGAGGAAGACGCGACGCAAGCCGCCCUGAAACGUCCGGCCACCCUGAGCCAGUCGGAGUACAACCUUCUACAAGCGCUGGACAUCGGCAUUGACCGCCCCCUCACCACGACGCCAUUUUUGACGCUCUACCGGAGACGCGAACGACAACCUGUGCUUCAGCCCUGGAGUCACCUGAUGAAUAAUCUGGAUGACUCCUACCAUGGCGUAUCCGAGCGUCUGCUGGCGCGAGUGGACCAAUGGGCGUUCAACACCUUUGCCCUGGACGCGUGUUCGGGUGGGCGCUCCAUGCCCCUCCUGUGUGUGCACCUGUUCCACGAGUACGGCUUCCUCAGCACCUUCAACCUGGACGCCGUGCGCGUCUGGCGCUGCUUCAACUUGAUUGACGCCGGUUACCAUAGCAACAACCCGUACCACAACUCCGUGCACGCAGCUGACGUCACCCAAGCCAUGCACUGUUUCCUCUUAGAAGACAAGAUCCGCGAGCACAUGAACCCCGUGGAGGCGAUGGCGUCGCUCAUUGCGGCCGUCACCCACGACCUGGACCACCCGGGGGUCAACCAACCGUUCCUUAUCGCUACCUCCAACCACCUGGCUGCACUGUACAACAAUUUCUCGGUGCUAGAGAACCACCACUGGCGCUCUGCCGUGUCCUGCCUGCGUCAGUCUGGGAUUUUCGAUCACCUGCCCACUUCUGUAUGGGAUGAAAUUGAAGAACAAAUUCGGAGCCUCAUCCUGGCAACGGACAUCACUCGGCAGCAGGAGUUCCUGUCCAGGUUCAAGCGAUACUUGGAGAACAACGUGCUCGACAUGGCAGACAAAGAAUACCGUCACUUCAUUCUCCAGAUUGCUCUGAAGUGCGCCGACUUGGGAAACCCCUGCCGUCCCUGGGAUAUCAGCCACCGGUGGAGCCUGCAAGUCUGCAAAGAGUUCUACAGGCAAGGUGACUUUGAGAAACGGCUGAACAUCCCAGUCACGCCAAUCUGUGACAGAGAGAGGACCACGGUAGCCAAGAUACAAGCCGACUUCUUCAAGUUCGUGGUGAGCCCGCUGUUCGAGAUCUGGGACCAGUUCCUGGACACGCCGCUGUCGCGCGAGCUGCUGCGCAACCUGUGGCUCAACCACGUCCAGUGGGAGAAGAAGGUGGCCGCGGCCGACGACUCGGCCGCGUCGGCGUCCUUCGAGACGGACCUCAACGCUCCGCUUGCUUCGGAGGAGGACGAGGGCGACCUGCUCGACUUCGACGACGAAGACGACGAAGAGCUGCCGCCGCUGCUGCGGCGCCGCAGCGCCACGGUGGCCCGCUACUCCUGGAUGGAAGAGACGUUGGGGUCGAGCGCUCGGGGCCGCCGACACAGCAUGCCGCUCAGCCUGCCCAAGCUGCCCUCGCGGACCGUCAUCCGGCGCCGAAGGCAGUCGCUGCCCCUCGCGGUGGCCAAGGGGGUCGCGGCAGCAGCAACGGGAGGCCUGCAGCCGCCGGAGGAGAGGCCCUCGUCGCCGGUGCUGUCGGCCGAGAACUUGCAUCCGACGACGAGCCUGCUGUCGCUGUCGAGCACGCAGGAAGGGGCGCCCAUCAGCACGGUGCUCCAGAGGGUGUCCCGAGAGAGCGAGCGCCGCUUCCUCGUGCACCAACCCAUCUCGUACCCGCCGUACCGCAGGACCUCGGAGCCCUUCGUGGCGACGCCCUCGAAGCGCGCCUUCCCGCGUCGAUCCGAGUCCGUGUUCGCCUUCUCGUCUUCCAUGGAGGUCGAGCUGGGCGACGGCAAGGAGGACCACAGCGGCGACGAGGUUGAGGAAGUGGAGCAGACGGAAGAGCAGACGACAGGGAAGACGAAAGAGCAGACGACAGAGCAGACGAAGGAGCAGACGAAGGAGCAGACGGCGACGGAAGGAAUGGAUGGCGAGGAGACGGCGGAGACUACGGCUACGGAAGAGGGGCAGGGCGACCGAGAAGCAGUCGCUGCGGAGGAGCACGCUCAAGAGGCUGACUCGCCGGACCGGGAAGACUCCUCGAGCUCAAAGACUUGCGAGAACGGCUGCGGAACGCCCUCGCCCCCGCCCUCCGCCGUGACGUCUCCCGCCGGAAGUGACGCGACGCGAGCGAACCCUGGUGCUGGGGGCUCACCUGCCGCGGUGCGGGAACGCGGGAAGGGCGACGCGUCGGGCGACUUGACGUCGGGGAGUUCGCGGGCGAAGCCGCCUGCUCAAACGAAGCGAGCUCGCCUGCAGCGCACACCGGCGCAACUCGCCAACCGGCCGCGCGCGUCACCGUCCGUCGUUCCCACCGCGUCGCCACCCAAGGCCACAUUCACCAUCGAGCCCCCGCCCAACGAGGGCACGUCCUUCGGCCAGAAGUCCAAGGGCCUGGAGACAACCACGUCGCUGGAAAACGAGGAGGCGCCGAUGCCGUCGUGGUCGCACCGCUUCAGCCUGACCAACGAGCGGGAGGCGCACCAGAUCGAGUUCGACCACCCGCCCGAGGCCUCGUGGAGAAACUGCGCCAGGAACAACCGGAGGAGUUCGGCACCGACGGCCCUGGGCCUAGAGCGACAGGUGUCCUUCCUGGACGACCCCGCGAGAGUGGCCGGGACCGUGUCCGAGACGGGAAGCGCUCUUCCCGCUUGUGGCCUGCUAGGCGCACUGCCGCGCCGCUCUUCCAUGCCGUCCGAGCAGCAGCUCGUUCACGCAGAGCUGAGUCGCUCGGAGCUGGUCAGGCUCGCCGCGGUGGCGGCGGCGGCGUCGCCGGCCGCGGCGGCGACGUUGGCGCGUCGCCCAGUGCAGCGCGAGCUGAUCCGGCGCCACAGCAUCGGGUUCCUCGAGCCCGUGGCGCCGUCGUCGGAGUCCGAGGGCGGGUCGUGCGCCACCUCCACGGCGUGCAGCACGCGCCGCGGAAGCUGCGCGCCGCCGCCCCCGCACCCGCGCCGGAGGCACUCCAGCAUCAGCUCCAGGGACGAGGACGAGACACGCGACCUGUUUCUGCCUUUCGUCCCGGCGCCGGCCGCCGCGUCGCCCGGGUCGCUCAGACGACGUCGAGGGUCGCUGCCAGCUGACGUGCCUCUGCCACUCAUGGUGUGCGCUGCGGAGAAACCACAGCAGCAGGGCAGUCGAAGGGUCGUCUCAAGAACUGGGGGUGCCGGAGAUGUGUCGGACACCACGAGGAGGCGUGGCUCAACGGGCGAGAUACUGAGUGCCCUGAUUGGUCCUUACGGAGCACUGCACGCAUUGCAGAACCUUCCUCGGCGUGGCUCGGGCGGCGGUCUGGAGCUGCUGAGUGGACUGUGGCGCUCGCGCACCUUGCUUGGCUCGGACUGGUCGCCAAGCGGUGCACCGCCGCAGCCGGUGUCGGUGGCCGGCCGCUUCAAGCUUCAGCGCCAGGCCUGCUCUCUCGAGUCGACCAGUGUCCAGUCGACGUGCUCAUCGGCUGCCGGCAGCGUGUUCAGCAGCCAACGCCGGGGUUCCUUCCCGCAGGAGUUCUCCCUCUUUUCCUUCAGCUCGGGAGAGCUCUACUGCUGCGACGAUGGAGGUGGAGGUGACUAAAGGCCACGCUGCACCAGUCCCUGCAAGAAGAAGGAAAAAUGCCAAGUUCUUCACGUGGCGAAAAUCCCAAUGCCCACACUUUUACAAAUGAGUCAUCCGCAUCAUGUAGGAACACGAAACAAAAACCAAUAUACAUUAUAUAUACAUAUAUACAUAUAUAUAUAUAUGUAUAUAUAUAUACACACACACACAACAUGAGCAGCAACACACUGCCGAACAUUGAAACACAUCCAAACAGCGCCACAUCACUGGCGCGCUGUCACGUGGCAGUACAAAAACUAUGCAAGCGCGGGAGCAACGCGCGUCGCCGCCACUGCCGCCGCCAAGCCAAGUGACUGGCCAGUCAAAGCUGUCAUCUCCGAAGACAGCGUCUUGCCACGAAGGGGAUUUCACAACCAAUCAACCAAGCCCAGUUAUCAUUCUACUACUACUGCUACUACUACUGCUACUAGUGUGUGAUGCUCGGAUCGCCGCCAGUGGCAAGACCAGACUCAAACAGUGCGCGCGACAGCUGCUGUGGUGGGUGGGAUCUGUUUGGUUGUCUGCGACAUCCAAAAUCACAGAACGGCAUGGUUCUACCGCACUUUCUGUCUUAGCCCGUGGCGCCGACUUCUGUCGGGCUUGUAGUGGUCACUUGUGUUCUCAUUUCUUUGUGUUUCUUUGUGACGCCAUAUCAGACAAGAGACUGGAGAUCAAGUGUUUUUAGAUCGCAAACUUUUUUUUAUUCCUUUUAUCUUGGAAGAUAGUUCACGUCCUGCUGCAACUUCCUCGUGUGUGUUUUUUUAUUUUUGUUGGAGUGUGUUUGCACGUCUUCCUUCCUCUUGAAUCCAGAGAGUGUGAUGAGUGUAUGUCCAGUUUUAAUGUGUGUCUCGGUGUGGCCACAUGUGAGCGGUGACGUUGAGCACGUGUGUCGUGUGACCUGAUUUUUUUCCCCAUUAAGAUCAACAGGGUGGCUGUGUGCUAUAUUUCGGUGACAAUUACCUUGUACACCAUUGCAAAAUUUUUGUGAUUCGCAGAGAUUGUCAUGCACACUCAAAACAAAACGUUACUGAUGUGAAGUUUUAUGCGAUGAGUGAUUCAGCAUGUCCAGAGGGUUCAGUUGCUGGCGUUUUCAUGGUGCACAUUGUAAUUAAUCAAGCAUGGGUCAUGUGACACCAGGAACACAAAUGGCACUUGCACAUCUUGCUUACUUCGGAGAAAUAAGCACAUGUCACCUUACUUAUGGAUCAUCAGCGAACUUCGUUGGAUUGCUAUCGUUAUUGAAUUGUGUGGAGAUGAGUACCUGAGCUUCCGCCAUCAAAUUGAAAUGUCAUGCUUCUACAUUACGACAAAACCCUAUGUGAGGUGUUCAGUAGGUUGAUCAAAUUGAGUGCCUAAUUGCACCAAGUAAAAAAUAUAUAGAUGCAACACAAGAGCAAUUUCACAGGGUGUUCGAAUAUGUGUCGUCUUCAAGUUUUCGUUCUUCUAUGUGUAAAAGAGAAGGAAGCUAAAUUCUAUAGCAACAUGCUAUUACAUAAUCGUGAUUAAGUUGGCAGGAAGAGUAGUCUGCAGUCAUUCAUAAUUUUUAGCACCCUGAUGCAGUAAAAAGAUUUCACAAUAGUAAUACUGACCUUUCAAUACAAGCACAUCUGUUGCUGUGUUCUGCUCUGGGUUUAAUUCCAUUGCAUCGAAUUUUCCUGAUUGCUCAAAGUUGAAGACCCAUGAAUGCUGAAAAGCUCUGCAAAAUGGUCCUUGGUCCAGUAUGUUCCAUAAUAGUGUUAUUCAAGGUCGUUUUAUUUGGUGUGUUAUUAGUUUGUUUCUGCUUUCGUGCUUUGUUACCUUUGAUUCACCACAGUUUUCAUAUUGUGUUCACCUGAGUUUGUGCAUUCUUACAUUCUAAUGUCUAUUUAGUUUUCUCGGAUGCCUGAAGCAGCUCCUCUGUAGAAGGUAUGGAUUAACGGGUCAUGAAGACUUUGUGUGCAAGUUUCCCUGCAAAAUUGCCAAGUUUGUGUUGGACGCAUAAGCGGAUGAUGAUGUUAAAAUUCAAUGUAAUUUCAGGCAACUUGUAGCAAAUACAUAUGCACCAUAGUAUUUCAGGUUAAAAAUGUUUCUUGGACACAAAAUACAAUUAUGUGUAAAGCGUACGGUUACUUUACAUGCCCCCAAUUGAUGUUCUGGGCUUACGUGAACGCCUUCUCUAUGAGCCUAUCCCGCAGCCUUCUCUGCUUAAAACAUGCUACCAGUGACGUAGUCAGACGUCUUUUUUCGAGGGGAGAGGGCACGCACUUGACCGGGAAUGAGAAGGGUGAAGGGGUUGAAGGGAGGUGGGGGGGGGGUGUCACAUGACUGGUGUGCCCCCCUCUGGCUACAUCACUGCAUGCAACACAGGCUUUCUGGGGAGAAGGGAGGGACACAUAGAGAAGGCCGUAAUGAGCAACGAUUUCUGUGAGCUGGAACUAAGUGCCAUAGACACCUGUACUGACGAAUGCAAGUCAAUGGGAGUAACCUCUUCCCGGGCUACUUGCGCAUGAAGCUUUCCUCAUGACCUGACUGUUUGAGACUUCAUUAAAUGCAAAGCCUACCUCUCUAGAGAACAACAUGCGUCUGUUUUGUCUCCCUUCUUGCUGAUUGGCAUAUUUCACAGAGCUGCACAAGUGGCAGGCUUGUAAAGCUUUUUUUGCCUGUCGCUUAACGGUGCUUGGAACAAGCGUGGCAAUCGAGUCUAGCUAUUUGUGUUCUAGCAGUGUGGCUCCCGACAGCCGUUUAGGUCAUAUGCUCGUAUAGUAAAUGCCAAGAUGCUGAAAAUACUGAGCUGCAAUUGUCUCUUCAAGAGGCCUGCAUCAAAGAGCUACAGUAUUUUUGCAUGCAGAGCCUGCAUCGAAAAUUUAAUAAACUUUAGUACGUGGUGGAAACGCAACUUUGCCUUGAGCAGCUGUUGGCUUAAGCGGUCAUUUCUUGGAAAAAAAAAACAGAUUUGCUGCCAUGAAGACAUUCUUCUUUUCUUUUGAAGCAAGAUUCUAUUGCAGUGAAGGCAGACCUCAAGGCAACGUUUGCAAUAAAUGUGUAGACAUACAGCAGAUACUAUUAGAUUUGGGGCUCGCCAGCAUUCUACCCAAGCAUGGCAUAAGCUAAAUAGUAGGCAUAUAAAUCUUUCAAGUACAUUUGCCAAAUAUGACAUUAGAAAGAUUUCCCAAACAUGAUGUUAUUACAAGAAACUUGUCCUGCUUCACACAAACUAGCUGCAGAUUAAAUUUAACUCUUGCUACAUUUUUGUAGGCAAGAAUUAAAUUACUGGGUUCACCUUUCUCACAUAAAUUUGUCUGCAUGUUGCCUUGAUGCAUUGCGUCAUCGGCCACGUCUAGAGCUGCGGUCUAGAGGAGCCAUUUAACGAGGCAAUAUUCCUGUCACAACAAGUUCGGCGCUCUGAGCAUUCAUGUAGUAAAUUUAUUACUGAUUUAGAAACAAUGUGGGGCAUCACAAAAAUAUACGUGUAAGAUAUAUUUGCAAUAAAGGAAAAUUUGCACCUUUGCUUA